Messenger RNA from Myotis daubentonii (Daubenton's bat), 2650 nucleotides. RefSeq names its product adherens junctions associated protein 1 (gene AJAP1). Gene Ontology annotation, cellular component: adherens junction; cytoplasmic side of plasma membrane; cell-cell contact zone. The record is from RefSeq and is a predicted model, not a curated record. Gene Ontology annotation, molecular function: beta-catenin binding. Lineage: Eukaryota; Metazoa; Chordata; Mammalia; Chiroptera; Vespertilionidae.
CGCGGGCCUCGCCGCCGUCUUCCCGGGGCUUCCCCAGAGGGGGUCCGGUCCGCGCCCCGGUCGAGGAUGUGCGCCCCCGCGGGCCGCCCAGCCUGAGCCAUGCGCCCCCGCGGCGGCGGCGCGCCGGCCGGCAUGGAGCCCCGCGCGGCCGCGCUCUGACUCGCUGCGCCCCGCGGCCGGCGGGCGGCGGGAGGCGGCGGACCGAGAGCAGAUACCGGCGCCGCGGGACGGAAGCGAGCGGGAUCGGAGCCGCGCGGAUGGCCGGGGCGAGCGAGGUCUGAGCUCCGCUCGCUGAGACGUGACCAUGUGGAUUCAACAGCUUUUAGGACUCAGUUCCAUGUCCCUCCGCUGGCCGGGCUGCGCGCUGGGAAGCCAUGCCUGGAUCCUGAUCGCCAUGUUUCAGCUCGCCAUGGACCUGCCCGCCUGCGAGGCGCUGGGCCCCGGCCCCGAGUUCCGGCUGCUGCCCCGGCCCUCGCCCCGGCCGCCCCGCCUGUGGAGUUUUAAGAGUGGACAGCCGGCCCGGACCCCCACGCCCGUGUGGAGCCCCCGCCCUGCCCGCGUGGAGCGCAGUCACGGGCAGAUGCCAAGUCCCCGUGCCAAACGGGCGCACAGACCCCGGGACCAGGUGGCCGCCCUGGGGCCCAAAGGGGGGCUCGCCAAGACCCCGGCCGCUGCCAAACCCAGCCCGUCCCUGGGCCCCGCGCCCUCCUCGGCGUCGCCCCCCGUGGGCAGCGGGGCCCCCACGGACCAGCAGGCCCUGCUGAGGAGGGGCCGGAGGCAGCUGCCCGCCGCCUUCAACAGCUUUGACCUGCACCUCCGCGGCAGCAGGCCCACCACGGAGGCCGAGUUCAUCGCGUGGGGGCCCACGGGGGAGGAGGAGGCCCUGGCGGCCAACACGAUUCCCGACGGCCCCACCACCGUCUCCUACUUCCAGACGCGGAAGACCACCGUGGCCACCACCGCCGCCACGGCCACCACGGCCACCGCCCUGACGCUGCAGACCAGGGGGGUCACCGCGCCCCUGGACCCCAGGAACAGGGUCCCGGCUGGGCUCAGCACCACGGAGCCUUCCACCAGUCCCAGCAGAGACAGCGGCAGAGACACCAAGCCCCCGCGGAUUCUGGGGGAGACCUCAGGUCUGGCCGUCCAUCAGAUCGUCACCAUCACCGUCUCCCUCAUCAUGGUCAUAGCUGCUCUGAUCACAACUCUUGUCUUAAAAAACUGCUGCGCGCAGAGCGGGCACCCCCGCAGGAACGGCCGCCCGCGGAAGAUGGACCAGCAGGAGGAGAGCUGCCAGAACCUGACGGACUUCCCGCCGGCGCGCGUGCCCAGCAGCCUGGACAUCUUCACGGCCUACAGCGAGGGCCUGCAGUGCUCCCACGAGUGCGUGCGCGCCUCCGUGCCCGCCUACGCCGACGAGACACUGCGCUCCGUGGGCGAGUACAAGUCCACGUUCAACGGGAACCGGCCCUCCUCUUCGGAUCGGCACCUCAUUCCCGUGGCCUUCGUGUCUGAGAAGUGGUUCGAGAUCUCCUGCUGACUGGCGAAGCCUUUUUUACCUCCUGGGGGCAGGGCGGACGCCGUGUGUCUGUGUCACGGAUCCCGUGGGUGAACCUGUAAAAAACUCAACUACACUUACAAACCUAAAACUACACUAUGUGAGGGAGGCUCGCCGCACUCCCACAGCUGUGUGCCGGCGGGGACUCGGAGCAGGACGCUAGAGGCCAAAUAUAUUUUUAUAGAGAAGCUCGCGCCUACGGGGCUGCCCUCCCCCAGCACCAGAGGACGAGGGGAGAACGCCAGACGGACCGGAGGCCGAGGCAGCAGGCCCAGCGCAGAAGUGGACGCCCCCGGGGAGGCGGGCGCUGUCCACGCUUCUGACUGUGCCAACAAUACCGUUAUGUGCCAUGCAGGACCCGAGGGACCUGGUGAACCGCCGAGCCGCGCCCGCGUGGGAAUCUCACGGGAAGCAGGGCUGGGCAUCCCUUCCGCAGAGUCACUGUUUCUGGGGAAUAUCGAUGUAUAUAAAUAUAUAAACACACACACACACACUUUUUUGUACUGUAGCAAUUUUUGAAUAUCUUCGAUGUUCCUUUUUAAAAAAAAAUAAGUGUUAUCGGUCACCAAACCCGACUGAUGUGACAUGCUUAGUACGGACGGAAUACACUGGUGUUUUCUACCUUGCAGACGCACACGCGCACACACCACACGCCGGCUCGCACACACGCACACACCCCCACACACAAACGUAUACGCGCACAUAUAUAUAUAUGCAUAUACUGGACACGCAGUCCGAGUGGGCAUAUUUCUUCGGGGGGGUCCUGGUCCCUCAUUGCCACCCGUCCUAGGGGACCGCCUCCUCGACCCACAGACCCUCCAAUGGCGUGUCCCCCGUUUGCAAGUGUUGGGUGAGAGGCGCCAGGCGUGCGGCCGGAUGAAGAAGGCGUGGUUUUAUAUACAUACCCCUAUAUAUACAUAUAUGUACGCACACACGUCAUGUUACCGUUUUUUACCUGACUGUUGGAAGAAGCCACUAAGCCAUGUGGGUAUUUAUGUAGCAGCUGCUCGCCCUGGGCCCGGGCGCCACCGGGCGGGGGCGGGGUCUUGGCCAUCUUCGUGUUAUCCAAGCGUAGAUCGAAUUAAAGACAUU